This is a messenger RNA of Chiroxiphia lanceolata (lance-tailed manakin), 4715 nucleotides long. It is a transcript of the gene TRMT10A, whose product is annotated as tRNA methyltransferase 10A. The coding region runs from base 350 to 1357 and encodes 335 amino acids. Lineage: Eukaryota; Metazoa; Chordata; Aves; Passeriformes; Pipridae. Gene Ontology annotation, molecular function: tRNA binding. Gene Ontology annotation, cellular component: cytosol; nucleoplasm; nucleus. The transcript is spliced from 8 exons. Gene Ontology annotation, biological process: tRNA N1-guanine methylation. The record is from RefSeq and is a predicted model, not a curated record.
CGGCCCUGUGCAGCUAUGAGGGACUUACCGCGUGUCUAGAUACAGAUACACGUGUGUGCGUCUGUGCGGCUGUGUACGCGCGCACAGGUGUACGCGCAGCGCUCGGCGUCCGCACGCCCUCAGACGGGGAAGUCGGAGUGUGCCAGCGGAAACGCCGCUGGUUCUCUGGUGCUUUGUGUGUCUCCUGGCUCUGCUGUCCCUGCAAGAGCCGGAGGGUUGCUGUUUUCUGCCGGAUGUAGGUGCGGCGUUCUGCGGCGAAGUGGUUACCUUUGGAGAGUUAAUGUGGAUGUCGAGCGCAGGGGAGCUGCUAGGAUGGAAAAAGAUUUGGUGAGCAGAAAGCUUUCUUUUAAUGAAAUAUUUAGCUCAUGCUGAGAAACAAGUCAGAAAACCCGGCCAAAAGCUAAUGUCAUCCGAAACGCCGACAGACAGUCCAGAGGUGCCAAUGGAAAAUACCCUUUUCCCUGAAGUUCCUGAUGUGGAAGGAAAGGUGAAGUCAAAUGACAGUCCAGUAGAGAGACAGGAGGCAGGCUCAGAAAAGGAAGAGUGCUCUGAGCCCAUGUCCAAAAGGCAAAGGAAGAAGUUAUUGAAGCAGAAACAGUGGGAGGAACAAAAAGAUCUACGGAGGCAGAAACGAAAAGAAAAACGCCAGAAGAGAAAACUAGAGCGUCAGUCAAAAUUGGAUUCCAGUAAUGAAGGGAAUGACAGAAAGUGCAUGCGCAGGGAAGUUGUUCCUAGCACACUUCGCCUCAUUGUGGACUGCAGCUUUGAUGACCUGAUGGUGUUAAAGGAUGUUAAGAAGCUUCACAAGCAGAUUCAGAGAUGUUAUGCAGAAAACCGCAAGGCAUUUCAUCCUGUGCAGUUUUACUUGACCAGCCAUGGUGGACAGCUGAAGAGCAACAUGAAUGAAAAUGACAAAGGAUGGGUGAACUGGAAGGACAUCCAAAUUAGAACAGAGCACUACAGUGAGCUAAUAAAGAAAGAAGACCUAGUAUAUCUUACCUCAGAUUCCCCAGAUGUUCUCAAGGAGCUUGAUGAGAAGAAAGCCUAUGUGAUUGGAGGACUGGUGGAUCACAAUCACCACAAGGGAAUAACUUACAAAAAAGCUGUAGAGCAAGGCAUUGGUCAUGCACAGCUCCCACUCAGAAACUUUGUCAAGAUGAACAGUCGGAAAGUGUUAGCUGUCAAUCAUGUGUUUGAGAUCAUCCUUGCAUACCUGGAGAAGAGAGACUGGAAGGAGGCCUUUUUCAGUGUCCUGCCACAGAGGAAAGGGGCUGUUCCUCUGGGAGAAGCCAAUGAUUCAUCCAGACAUGCUCUGUUGGGAAAAGAAGAUGAAGACAAUGACUCGGACAGUGACUAGGCUUUAGAAGGAGAUGAUGGGAAAGAUGUGACACACACUUCAUGGGAUAAAUCUGGGACACGAAGGAGUUACACUCCAAAGACCAUCUGCUGUCUUUGUAAUACUGAAUUGUCUCAGUGCUCGGUAGUUCCAUAGUUUACCUAAAGCUUUUUGUGCACGUGAAGGGUAAAGUUAAAUGCAGUUUUUUACCCUGAAACUUUAUUAGCUUUAAGAAAAAAAAAAAAGAAAUUAAUGGCAAACAUAGCAUUUAUUUUUCCCAAGGGAGCUGUUUAAUUUAAUUUUUUAAUAUUACUUUUUUAUACAUACAAAUUUGGGUGUAAUAGCCGAGAGCAUUAGUAGUUACUGUUUUAAUGUAUGCAUUCUUCUCCGUUUCUACUCUAAAUUUUCUUAAAAGCAAUUAAUGACAAGCGUUCCUGUGACUCCAAAACCUGCACCACUAGUGCCUGUUGCAAAAGUGUGCAUGAACACUCAGAACAAACAAACAAACAUUCUAAUUUUCCUGAACUUCUCAACACACAGUUGCAAUCAACUGAACUGCCCAGUUUGUAUAUUGUGUUUAGUUAGGUGGGGUCAGUAGAUGAAAUAUGAGUGUGGGGUUAAGGCAGUGCUUACACUUGAGCUUGAGUGGGAUGGGUGUCAGCACAGGUGCAAAUCAUGUGCCUUGGUUGGCACAUUGUGCAUGUUGAAUUGAGGCGACACAAUGACUUGGAAUUAUUUCUUCAUCUCCUUAGCUGCUCCACGCAGCCUCAGAACAAUCCUAGGAUACAGGAACUCUUCCUUACAAGUCACUUACUCAGAUUUAGUAUUCCUCUUUAGUCACAUGAUCCUGUUCGUAAUGUGUUGUCUGUCAAAUAUUUUCAUUUAAAAAAAGAAGUCAUAAUCUUAUUCUUGACUGGAUGUUCUGAUUCAGCUUAUUUCUAACGAACUUAAGUGCUUCUGCAGAGUAGCGAAGUGGACACCUUGGAAGUGAGGCUUCACUUCAGCCCCAUGAGCCUGCCCCAUCCCUUUUUUCUCCAGGGACUAGCCAGGUAGCUGCAGUGCCUGAAUAAGUACAGCUUUCACACCGCUUGGCUGAAGAGCUGUGAGGACAUGGCAUCCUAACUGGUCUGGUAUGUUGCUCACUGGUGCCUCAGCCCGUAGUUGGUGUUGAUGCUGUUUACCUGUUCUCUGUCUGUGCUAACCUAAUCAGGUCUUAUGAGGCUGAAGUUCAUGCCUCUUUUCACGAACUGGAUGGUAUCUGUGGGAUGUGUUCACUGGUGAGAUGGAGCAGUAAAUGAGGAGAGUGGGAUUUCGAUGGGCAUGGCCCUCUGACUACCACUGCCAUCCUCAACCUUUCAUAUCCUACAGUUUUUCAGCUGUCUAGAAAAGGCUGUUCUUGGCAGACCUGGACUCACACUGAAGGCAUUUCUAACCCUUUCCUAAAUGCUGUAGGUGCUCAACUGUUCACUGGUGGAAUCAGCAGCAUUGACAUGACCAUACUACAGUGGUGAUUGGCUUUCAGUCAGCAGGCUGCAGCUGUGCAGAAGUCCUCUGUGGAGAAGUGAUGGCUCAAGAAGCCCUAAAGCCUCAUUCUUGCAAUAAGUUCAGUAUAAAGUUACUGAUGAGAACAGUUGAAUUGGUUGUAGCACAUGAAAAUCAGCCCAGCAUCAGAUCAAGUUUAUUCCUUAUUUGCAAUCUCCAGACCUGGCUGUAUUGUUCUCAGUGUUUUCAAGAUGGACACACUUGCAUAUUUUAGGCGUGGCCAACUAAUGCAUACACAGUAAACAGAGACAAAUCACUGUACUGUUUUAUAGUAGGAAAAUAAAAGGAAUUAGUUUCUGAUAACAGGAAUAAAUAUUUACAUGGAGUGCUCUCAGGCAUUUCUGAAAGAAACAUCCUUCUUUGAACCAGCUUCAGCUGUACAAAGUUAACAAAAGUGUAGAAAAACAUGCAGGAAGUUCUCUGCUUCACUGUGCUCUCCUCAAGGAAGAUCAGCUAUGACAUGUUUGUCUAACCAGGCCUCUCAGACCUCUGAGGUGAUGGCACCACAUCAUCUCCAAGCAAUUUUUGCUCUCUGUGCCCAGAGAAUUUUUUUUUGAAGUGUAAUUUGAAUCUGCCUUGUUUCAGUUUAGGUAGAUUUGUUCCCUGGCCAUGAUGGAGUUGAGGAAUAGGACAUGAAAAAAGAAGCUGCACGGAAGCUCUACAAGAACAUGAUCCCUGUGUUUCACCACCAGGUGUCAUUGCUGUGCUUAGGAAAGCUCUGAUUUUCAUCACUAAGCUUUGUGAAGUUCCGGGUAUUGGCUGAACUAUUGCUUAACAAUCCUGAGCAGCUUCUGAACAGCAGAAUAGAGCCAGAGAUCUUUAUACCUGUCUAAUGAAACAUUAGAAAGGCAAUAAAGAAGGUAUGGUUCAACGAAUCUGAAAAGAAAAUGUCAGAAAAUAUGAAAGGGAUAUGGCAGAAAGUCAAACCUUCAGGCACAAAUGGGCAAACUUUCUUUUAGUAGCAUGCAGUGGGGAGGUCACAAGAAGAUGCCAUAAGUAAGCCUGUUGUCUUGUUCCCUCCCACUGAGCCUCAACGCCCCUGGUUAUGGGUGGGAUAUGACAGAGAUAACAGAUUUCUGAAGUCAUGCAGCAUUCAUCUGCAUCUGUGUUGUGGCAAUUUCCCAAAUGCUGCAUUACUGCAGGUUAGUGUACUGUCCCCCUGCUUGUCCUUUUCCUGGAUUCAGGUCAAUUUGUCUGUGAUUUGGUUUCCACAUGUCCCACGUCGUACGUGCUCAUUGACUCCUUGCUUGCUUAUGGAGCAGUAGUGUUUGAUUCUAGACACGACUCUGCAGGAGGGCACCUGAAUUUUUUGAGUGGGAAAAAGCCUCUCUGAAUACCCCCAUCUUAGAGGUUUUGGUCAAGAAGUUGACCACUGACGGUGUUUUUUGCCGUGCAGGCUGGCAUGCUGCACAGGGGUGCAGCUGCUGAGGGGAUCCACAAUGACCAGUUAUUCUGAAAAACCAUAUCACCACCUGGGCUCAGGGCAGUCUAGGGGCAGUGUGACUGCCAGCUGCAGGAGUGCAGGAGUGGCAUUCCUAAAGUCCUUAGAGCUUGAGGAUAAGGUCAGGGACAUUUGAAGAGUUCCAGCAUUGCUUUGACUUAAACAGAACUUUAGAUUGCUUGGGCUGUGUUGUAGAUCACACUGAAGAUCAUGGGUUCACCACACAGUUAUUGACGCUGGUUCAUAUUAUGGUAAAGUAUCCAUUUACUCUGCAGGAGGUUUUAAAAUAAGGUUUGAGUAAGCCCAUAUUAUUCUUGUCAUAAGUUACUCUGAAAAGCAGAGAUGGAUUUCCAUGUGACUUCCAAAUCUAAAGCUGAAUAAACUUUGGCCCAUCUU